AAGCUUCAUCGCCUUCUCUCUCUCUGCGUGAUCUUCUUCAUAAAAAAAAAGAAAAUCGUAAUGCUUCCUCUAUUUCUCUCCCCCCCCCACACUCAUUACGUAAUUUCUUCGCACGAUCCAUCAUUUGUUUUGAGGACAUUAUGAUUCCGUGUGUGUGUGUGUGUUUUUGAAUUUGAUUUAAAGAUCUGAUGAGAGAGAUUUGGUAGAGAGAGAGAGAAGUUAGAGGAAGGUUUUAGUAAACAUACAAUGUCAAGUAAAGGAGAACAUCAUCAUCAUACAGUUCCACUUUCAGUUUUGCUAAAGCGUGAAUCAUCAGCAAAUGAAAAGAUAGACAGCCCUGAACUUGUGCACGCCCUGUUUAACCAGAGCAAGAAAGGGGAGGACUUUACCUUUGUUAAAACAGAGUGUCAAAGGGUCAUGGCCGAUGGUGGCGUUACUACCUUCUCUGUUUUUGGGCUUUUUGAUGGACACAAUGGCUCUGCAGCAGCUAUCUACGCUAAGGAAAACCUUCUGAACAAUGUAUUAGCUGCCAUACCCACUGAUCUCAACAGAGAUGACUGGGUUGCCGCACUUCCUAGGGCUAUGGUUGCCGGAUUUGUCAAAACCGAUAAAGAUUUCCAGGAAAUAGCAAGGAAGUCUGGAACGACUGUAACCUUUGUCAUAGUAGAAGGAUGGGUGGUGAGUGUUGCAUCUGUAGGUGACUCUCGUUGCAUACUUGAGCCUGCUGAGGGUGGUGUCUAUUAUUUAUCUGCUGAUCAUCGGCUUGAAAUAAACGAAGAAGAGCGAGACCGCGUUAAAGCAAGUGGUGGUGAAGUUGGUCGGCUAAAUACUGGUGGUGGUACUGAGAUUGGUCCUCUGAGAUGUUGGCCUGGUGGUCUCUGUCUCUCAAGAUCCAUUGGAGAUCUGAAUGUUGGCCAAUACAUUGUUCCAGUUCCUUAUGUGAAGCAAGUCAAGUUAUCUUCAGCUGGUGGUCGACUUAUCAUCUCAAGUGAUGGUGUGUGGGAUGCAAUUAGUGCAGAAGAGGCUCUUGAUUGUUGCCGGGGUUUGCCACCCGAACUUUCCGCCGAGCAUAUUGUUAAAGAAGCUGUGGGGAAAAAAGGUAUUCGCGACGAUACAACGUGUAUUGUGGUUGAUAUAUUACCAUCAGAAAAACCAGCUGCAUCUGUGCCGCCGCCGAAAAAGCAAGGGAAAAGAAUGUUAAAGUCAAUGUUCAAAAGAAAAAGUUCAGACUCUUCUUCUAAUAUAGAGAAAGAGUAUGCAGAACCUGAUUUACUUGAAGAACUGUUUGAAGAGGGAUCAGCUAUGCUUUCAGAGAGAUUAUAUACAAAGUACCCGCUUUGCAAUAUGUUCAAGUUGUUCAUGUGUGCUGUGUGUCAAGUUGAAGUGAAACCAGGAGAAGGUGUCUCGAUUCAUGCUGGAACGGCUAAUUGUGGAAAGCUUCGUCCAUGGGAUGGUCCAUUCCUUUGUGCAAGUUGCCAAGAGAAGAAAGACGCAAUGGAAGGGAAACGAGAUAGACAUAGUAGUGACUAGUGAGAGCUACUAGCCAGCCAUCCAGCAAUUUAUUUGAUCAAGCGACUAACAAAAACAGUGUUGUGAGUAAUAUGGAGUGGUUCUAGGAUCUUCACCAUUCUAUGGCGAACGCCAAAGCAUGUUUAUUUAUAUAUUUUUCUUUGAUAUGGCUCUCCCUUCACUGUGUCCAUAGCCCGAUAUUACUAAGGUAACUCGGAAGUUCUUUUAUUUUUUUUUUCUAUUCUUUUCAUCUGUGAUGAUGGUUUGAUGUUUCAAAAUGAGUAGAACUAACUGCUGGAGACGGUAGGUAAAGAAAAUAUGCGAGCCUUUUUUUUUUGGACAACAUGCGAGCCUUUGUGCAGUCCUUAUUUCAUGUAUCAUUUUCACACUCA
Messenger RNA from Raphanus sativus (radish), 1901 nucleotides. Its product is annotated as probable protein phosphatase 2C 12. Lineage: Eukaryota; Viridiplantae; Streptophyta; Magnoliopsida; Brassicales; Brassicaceae. The record is from RefSeq and is a predicted model, not a curated record. Gene Ontology annotation, molecular function: protein serine/threonine phosphatase activity. Bases 247 to 1530 code for a protein of 427 amino acids. Gene Ontology annotation, biological process: protein dephosphorylation. The transcript is spliced from 9 exons.